Molecule: messenger RNA, 1001 nt
Organism: Talaromyces proteolyticus
Lineage: Eukaryota; Fungi; Ascomycota; Eurotiomycetes; Eurotiales; Trichocomaceae
Exons: 2
Coding region: 269-793 (174 amino acids)
Source: RefSeq, a predicted model, not a curated record
CAAACUCUCGAGCACCCUUCAAGUCUCUACCCUUAAUAAAAGAGACUAAAAACGCGUGUUUAUCGAUAGACUCUCCAAAAUCAUAACUAUAUGGCUUUGAGACAUUGGCUGAUACCUAGGGUAUUCAUCUUAUGGGGUCUCUCGAGCUUCCAAAUCCACGAACUGAAAGAUUUGAAGUUGCCUUUACACAAAAUAUUUCAGAUCUGUUGCCUCAUCUCCAGAAACUCGAUAGUCGAAAUCUUCAAGAAUUAUCUAAUAGGAUUGAUAUAUGCCUACAAUUUCGGGAAGUUCAAACAGGACGAAAUACAUGCCUGGAGGAAUUCAGGAGUACAGAUUGAAUGUCAAAGUCAUUAAAUCCCGCCUUCGGGGUCAUCUUGACAGCCCCAUCACUCAUCAUUUGCAUCAGCCAUCGUUUACAACAAAUGCCCCAGGAGACAAACAUUCCACAGCAGAUACAAGCAAUGGCUGUAUAGCGAUGGUUAUGGGCAAUAGGUUUCAAGAACGAAACACUCUUCUUUUUGAUCAUUUACAUCGACAAUCAGCUAGAUCAAAUGGCCCCAAACCAUUCCCAGAACCUAUUAAAAUAAUUCACGAAGAGUUGACACACCUCAUGAUGGCAUCUUCUGCUGCUAAAUUUGAAACAGUCUACGGUCUCCACGUACAGAAGCGGAUCUUGCAACUAUUGAAGUGUAGCCUUCUACCUCUUUGGGGGCGUUGCAAAGGCGUAUUCCUUGCCUUAGACCAUGAGGGCAAGUUUCAUAAUGAAGAAAAUCGCUUUCGUUCAGGAGCGUGAUACUUUUCGCAACACACCUCCAACAUCUUUUCUAUGGACCGAAGGGAAGUAGAAUAUCAAUUCAGCAGGAGUUAGUAUUUGAGGUUGCUAAUCAUCUCGAGGCGCUGGAGGUUGCGUUUGACUGCGAAUAUUACCAAAGGCAACAUUGGAGGUCCCAUGUACCAUCUGUUUACGACCUAGGACGAAUGAGACCCGAGAAACUCAAGAG